AUGCUGAAACAAAGUGUUUUUAUUACCUUAAUUUUUAACCUCCUUAUAAAUUAUUGUCAUACAUCUUUGCCAGAGGAUAUUGCCAAUUUAUCGGAUGAAUGUUUAACAAACUCUUUGGAAACUUCCGUCUAUUGUCGAGGCUCACGCGCCAUUAAUAAUAUUAUCAAUAAUUUAAGUAAAACUGAUAAACCAAUUGUCAUUGUACGUGGUUUGGAAAUUGUACCAUCAUCAAAUGGACAUAUUAAUAAUAAUAACAAUACCGCGGAUAGUGAUAUAAAUAAUAAAAAUAAAAAAUCCAAUGCUGUGGGGGAAGGUGAUACAGAUGAUACCUUUCUAGGACGCUUCUCUCGCUAUUUGCGUACACAUGAAUUGAAUAUAAAAUUUUCCGAUUUGAUGUCUUCAGACGAAAGUGAACAUUUUUUGGCACGUGAUGUAGAGCAGAAUGGAAUGCAAAUGAAUCCAUCGGAUGAAGCACGAAAAAAAGACAAAGGCAACGGCAUGAUUAUGGCACUCGGUUUGAUGAUGUCUAAAAUGAUGGCUGUCAUGGGUCUGGGUGGCAUCGGUGCAUUGGCUAUGAAAGCAUUGGGUGUUGCAAUGACUGCACUAAUGAUGGCGGCAAUGGUUGGUGUAAAAUCGUUGGCAAAUCAGGGUCAUGAAUCAUCACACAGUGUGCAGUAUGUAUCAGCGGAUGGUCAUCAUCACAGGAGAAGGCGACGCAGUAACAAUCAUAACAUUAAUAUAGCAACUGUAUCAGAGAAGGAUGUUAAAAUGGAAUUACCAUCACUGGUCUAUAGAGGAUGGCAAAAGUGA
Messenger RNA from Lucilia sericata (common green bottle fly), 810 nucleotides. RefSeq lists its product as uncharacterized. Lineage: Eukaryota; Metazoa; Arthropoda; Insecta; Diptera; Calliphoridae. The transcript has 2 exons. The record is from RefSeq and is a predicted model, not a curated record. Bases 1 to 810 code for a protein of 269 amino acids.